ACAUUGAAAAUCGUUUCAUUGUGAGUUCAAUGUGUUCCAAUUCCAUGUGAGACAUUUUGAUUUGAUCGUUUUCUUUGGCGGUGGAACAAAAUGAGUGAUAUUGUACCACCCGAUCCACCUAAUUAUGACUAUCCAAUUUAUCCAAGCAACACAUUGAGUAUCGUUCCGUCAGAGACAAGACAAUUUUUUUAUUGGUUGAUAUUGACGUUAUCGGUUCUUUCCAUUAUAGGAAACAUACUUGCCAUUAGAUCAAUUAUUGAGAGGAAAACAAAAUAUUUACAGAAAUUUUGUAUCUUCACUUUAUCAUUGACGGACAUGUUUAGUACUGUAAUGUACGCAAUAAACGUUCUCAAUAUGCUAUCGAAUGAACUCAUCGCUUGGAAUUUGGGAGAAUUUCUUUGUUUCUUCAUACCCUCGGCACAAACUUUUGGAACAACUGCCAGCUCAUUUAUGUUGUUGGUGAUUGCCUUGGACAGAAAUCGAAAUUGUGUGCAAACGUUUAGUAAAUGUAGAUGGAAUCCGAGACCGAUCAGUUGUAUACUAUAUAUUACGUUUCUUCUUGCUGUAUCUGCUGCAAUUUCGUAUCCCAUGCAAACAUAUUUCAAUUACGAACCUAUAUGGAUUUUGAUGGUGCCUUAUUCGGCAGACAAAGCGAACUAUCAACUAGAUUAUCUGUGCUUCGCAACAAAAAAUAAACUGAAACAGUAUUACAUAACAAUCGACAUUGUUAUUUUCGCACCGAUCAUUUUAACGUUUACAUGUUUUUAUAUACAAAUAGCCACGUUAGUAUGGAAACAUCGGAAACCAGUUACUACGAAAAUCGGUGGUUACGAAACGAAACAAUCGGAAGAUUCGACAAGCAGUUCCACUAAAACUACAAAUACGAAUUCUAGUGAUAAUUCAAAACGUACAAUUAUCAAAUUAAAACAUCAAAAAAAUAUUCAAGUACAAAGAAAGAUUCGAACUUUUCGAAUAGUACUAGUACUGAUGAUGUCUUUUAUUUGCUGUAGGUUCCCUUAUUGGUGUUACUAUACUAUAAGAUUAGUAAGUUUGAGGAACGAUGAUACUAGCUGGAAUUUACAUUUCGCUUUGUUAGCAUUGAAUAUGUUAAAUUAUGUGUUAAAUCCACUUUUGUAUACGUUUUUAAAUCAAACGGUAGCCGCUAUAAAAAUGUUUAAAGAAUUUCUAUGGAAAAUUUGUUGUUAUUGCUUUUCCAACGACGAAUUUCAAGAAUUCGAACAAAACAGUCCAUUCACAAUAGAUCAAGUGAAACCUGCUUGUGGUACUGUCCAAACUAGAACUAAUUUGGGGCGUUUUGAAGACAAGAAUGAAAAAAUUGAAAAAUUCUAGAUAGAAUUUCAAAUACCGAUUUAUAUUUAUUCAUCAUAGUAUAAUAAAAACAAUUUAAAAUA
Diorhabda sublineata is the source of this 1412-nucleotide messenger RNA. Its product is annotated as probable G-protein coupled receptor No18. Gene Ontology annotation, cellular component: membrane. Gene Ontology annotation, molecular function: neuropeptide receptor activity. Bases 91 to 1350 code for a protein of 419 amino acids. The record is from RefSeq and is a predicted model, not a curated record. NCBI's taxonomy places the organism in Eukaryota, Metazoa, Arthropoda, Insecta, Coleoptera, Chrysomelidae. Gene Ontology annotation, biological process: neuropeptide signaling pathway. The transcript is spliced from 5 exons.